AUGGCUUCAGAUUUUGGUAAUCCAUUGAAAAAGUUCAAAUUAGUAUUUCUGGGUGAACAAAGUGUUGGAAAAACAUCGUUGAUAACACGAUUUAUGUACGACAGUUUUGAUAACACCUAUCAAGCUACUAUAGGAAUCGAUUUCUUGAGCAAAACUAUGUAUCUUGAGGAUAGAACGGUUCGGCUACAACUUUGGGAUACCGCAGGUCAGGAACGUUUCCGAUCUUUGAUCCCAUCUUACAUUCGUGAUUCGACUGUCGCUGUUGUCGUAUACGACAUCACAAUUCGCGCAGUUUAUGAAUGA
Acanthocheilonema viteae is the source of this 303-nucleotide messenger RNA. Lineage: Eukaryota; Metazoa; Nematoda; Chromadorea; Rhabditida; Onchocercidae. The record is from the annotation of a GenBank genome assembly.